GUCCUUACAGAUCCGGAAGUGACGUAUCUUGUAACGUCAUCAGUAGAUCAGUAGCACCAGAAACGUUCGCAGAUAGUCGUAAUAAUGAGGCUGGACCCAAAUGAUGAUGAAGAUGUGUCUUUAUUUGAUGCUGAGGAAGAUUCAGCCACAAGAAAGAGCAAAAUCAAGCAUCCGCUGGCGUCCUUCUUCCACCUGUUCUUCCGGGUCAGUGCGAUUAUGGUCUACCUGCUGUGUGGUUUAUUUGGAGGAAGCUUCAUCGCCUGUAUGGUCACCAUCAUCCUCCUCCUGUCAUGUGACUUCUGGACUGUGAAGAAUAUCACAGGGCGUCUGAUGGUGGGUCUGCGCUGGUGGAAUCAAGUGGAUGAUGAUGGAAAAAGCCAUUGGGUGUUUGAGUCCAGAAAGGCCACUGGGACUCAGUCUUCAGCAUCACGAACCUCAAACGCAGAGUCUCGAAUCUUCUGGCUGGGUCUGAUCAUCUGCCCCGUCAUCUGGGUCGUUUUUGCUUUCACUACACUCAUCUCUUUAAAGAUAAAAUGGCUGGCGGUGGUGAUAAUGGGAGUGGUGUUACAGGGAGCGAACCUCUACGGAUAUGUGCGCUGUAAAGUGGGAGCCAGAACAAACCUGAAGAACAUGGCAACAAAUUACUUUGGAAGGCAGUUUCUAAAGCAGGCUUUCACAAAACAAGAGGAAUCUUAGGAAGGAGUGUCUGACCUUCAGAAUUCACACGAUGAACUUUUAAUAUUUCAUUUUUAAAAUGAUUGAAAUGGUUACUUGGUUAGCUGAUUUGUGUUGUUUGUUUUCUAUAAUUUGUUAAGCACAACCUGUUAAAUAAUAUGUUUGACAUUUAAAAAUACGUUUAACUUCUUUAUAUUACUUAUUUUUUAACUAACUAACUUAAAGAAUGCAGAUUUUUGUUAUAAAAUAUUGCAUGACAUUAUGUAUUAUGCUUCUGUUUUGCCGACAGUGACACAAAACAACAGAUGUACAUAUUUAUAUACUGCAGUAAAUUAUUGUUUUUGGGUGGGGGGGAUGGGGGGGAAUUAUAUAUACUUUCUCUAGUUAAUGAUAUGAAAGUUGAUUAUUGAGUGAUUGUAUCUCAUGUUCACUGAAUUCAAGAAAUGAAGUUGUAAAAAAAGGGGGGGGGGGUGUGGUCAUCAUAAACCAAUUUUUAUUUAUUGGUUUAAAGAGUAGUAAAAAAGGCAUUAUUCAAUAAAUUAUAUCAUUGUAGUAUUGGAGUGACCACCAGACUCUCUCUCUCUCACACACACACACACACACACAAUCCAUCGCUUUAUAUAGGCUACCUAAAAUUGUGCCUAUGGAGGGCACUGAUGUGUUUAAUCAUCAUCAACAUAUAUUUUUAAUAUAAAUAACUAUAAAUGAGUUCCAAAUGACACUUCCCAGAUAGCAACUUUGUGUCGGCCCACAUCUGCCAUGUGUAAAAAAAUAAAUAAAAUAAAACAGAACAACAGGAAAUUUCUAA
Molecule: messenger RNA, 1483 nt
Organism: Ctenopharyngodon idella (grass carp)
Lineage: Eukaryota; Metazoa; Chordata; Actinopteri; Cypriniformes; Xenocyprididae
Gene: tvp23b
Product: trans-golgi network vesicle protein 23 homolog B (S. cerevisiae)
Exons: 7
Coding region: 85-696 (203 amino acids)
Biological process (GO): protein secretion; vesicle-mediated transport
Cellular component (GO): Golgi membrane
Source: RefSeq, a predicted model, not a curated record